UCGAAGUGCCGCGAAGAUGAAUAUCCAGGUGAUGCCGGAACAUAAACUAUCGUCAGUGGCGCCGCUCAAGAUGUACAACGUGGAGAAGAAGGACGUGGAGCUGAUUCUGGUGAAGGACCAGAACGGGGUCCAGUACACCAGUUCGUCCAUCCUCGCCACCCCUGCAUCCUGCACCCGCAUCCGCACUUCUGGCUCCGCGGAACAAGACGACAGAGAGACUUGGGGCAAGAAACUCGACUUUCUGCUGUCGGUCAUCGGCUUUGCUGUGGACCUGGCCAAUGUCUGGAGGUUCCCGUAUUUGUGCUAUAAGAACGGGGGAGGGGCAUUUCUGAUCCCAUACCUCCUGUUCCUCUUCAUUGCGGGCAUGCCUCUCUUCUACAUGGAGCUGGCCUUGGGCCAGUAUAACCGAGAAGGGGCAGCCACCGUGUGGAAGAUCUGCCCUGUGUUCAAAGGUGUGGGCUACACCGUGAUAAUCAUCGCUUUGUAUGUGGGCUUCUACUACAACGUCAUUAUAGCCUGGUCCAUCUACUACCUGUUUUCCUCAUUCACAAGCGAGUUGCCUUGGCAACACUGUAACAACACGUGGAACAGUCCCUUGUGCAAAGACCCCAAGCACUUCAAUAGCUCCACCUCAUUGGGCAACACCCCCUAUGCCAAGUACAAGAGGACACCUGCUGCUGAGUUCUACACACGUGAGGUCUUGCGCCUCCAUGAAAGCCACGGCAUCCAUGACCUGAAGGAGCCCCGCUGGGAGCUGAGCCUCUGCCUGGGCUUGGUGGUCUUCAUUCUCUACUUCAGUCUCUGGAAGGGCGUCAAGUCCUCGGGGAAGGUGGUGUACAUCACGGCCACGAUGCCCUACGUUGUACUGCUGGUGCUUCUGGUAAGAGGGGUCACCCUCCCUGGCGCUAUGAACGGAAUCCGUGCAUACCUCCACAUUGACCUCAAUAAGCUCAACGAUCCUCAAGUCUGGAUUGAAGCAGCCACUCAGAUUUUCUACUCUCUUGGGGCAGGUUUCGGAGUCCUUAUCGCCUUUGCCAGCUACAAUAAAUUCAACAAUAACUGUUACAGGGAUGCCAUCCUAACCAGCACCAUCAACUGCAUCACCAGUUUCUUCUCAGGGUUUGCCAUCUUCUCCGUGCUGGGCUACAUGGCCCACGAGCAUGGUGUCAGCAUCAAGGAGGUGGCCACUGAAGGGGCUGGUCUAGUGUUCAUUAUCUACCCAGAGGCCAUCUCCACACUUCCUGGCUCAACUUUCUUCGCCAUAUUCUUCUUCAUCAUGCUCCUCACCCUCGGCAUAGACAGUUCAAUGGGCGGUAUGGAAGCAGUCAUUACUGGACUCACAGAUGACUUCAAAAUCCUGCGGAGGAACAGGAAACUGUUCACAUUCGUCACUGCCUUUGGGACAUUCCUGGUUGCCUUACUCUGCAUUACUAAAGGAGGAAUCUAUAUCUUUACCCUGCUGGACACCUAUGCGGCGGGGACUUCUAUUCUGUUUGGGGUUCUUGUGGAGGCCAUAGGGGUGUCCUGGUUUUAUGGUGUGGACAGAUUCAGCGAGGACAUUGAACGGAUGAUGGGUUUCAAGCCAGGACUCUAUUGGAGGCUGUGUUGGAAGUUCGUCAGCCCUGUUUUUCUGCUGGUUGUGGUGUUAGCUAGCAUAGUUACUACCAGUGAGCUUAAAUAUGAGGACUACGUCUUCCCCCGCUGGUCUGUCUGGAUGGGAUGGGGCAUUGCCUUGUCUUCUAUGUUAUUUGUGCCCUUCUAUGCCAUCUACAAGUUCCUCAGUUUGCCAGGCACAUUCAAGCAGAGGAUAGCAUACUGCAUCACCCCUGAGCAUGAACAUCACCUGGUAGAAGAGGGGAAUGUCAGGCAGUUUAAGCUCAAGCACUGGCUGGCCAUCUGAUGUGGGCAUUGGGGCUGAAGAACCUUGGAGGAGAUGUGCUGUAGUGUG
Molecule: messenger RNA, 1948 nt
Organism: Electrophorus electricus (electric eel)
Lineage: Eukaryota; Metazoa; Chordata; Actinopteri; Gymnotiformes; Gymnotidae
Gene: slc6a2
Product: solute carrier family 6 member 2
Biological process (GO): amino acid transport; dopamine uptake involved in synaptic transmission; sodium ion transmembrane transport
Cellular component (GO): axon; presynaptic membrane; neuronal cell body membrane
Molecular function (GO): dopamine:sodium symporter activity; norepinephrine:sodium symporter activity
Source: RefSeq, a predicted model, not a curated record